This is a messenger RNA of Plasmodium gonderi, 4302 nucleotides long. RefSeq lists its product as hypothetical. Bases 1 to 4302 code for a protein of 1433 amino acids. Gene Ontology annotation, molecular function: FAD binding. The transcript has a single exon. The record is from RefSeq and is a predicted model, not a curated record. Lineage: Eukaryota; Apicomplexa; Aconoidasida; Haemosporida; Plasmodiidae.
AUGAGUAAACGAAAAAAACUCCACCUUAAAAAAAAUGACGAACUAGAAGAACAAGAAACGGAUGUGCUCAUCGUUGGUGCAGAUACAGGGGGUCUUAUCUUGUCACUAGACCUGGCACGUAAAAAUAUUCAACAUAUUGUGAUAAAUUCCUGUGAGUGGAAGAAAAAUAAAAUAAAUGAGGCAGAUAUAAGUGCACAAUAUUUACUCUAUCCCAGAACUUUGGAAAUUUUACAGGACAUGAAUAUCCUUUCAGAGGUUAUACAUAGAAGCUUAAAACUAACAGGCGUCAGUUUUUAUGCAGGAAAUAAAUUAAUAAACAAAACUGACAAAACAUUUUUUCAAAAUUUUAAUGGCAGUAUACCAUAUAUGUUAAGUAUAAGUAAAAAUGCGUUCAACAGUAUCCUGCGAAGGAAAUUAUUUUCUCUCAAUUCCAGAUCGAUUCAGGAUGCCACUAUUUUAUGGGGCAUUGGCCAAAAAUAUACCUGUCAUUGCAGAAGGAAAAAUAAAGGGCAUAAAAAUAGUGGUAUUAUGUGGUUGCAUCAGAAUUUGGGGAUAUCACCUCACGGGGGUGGACAGCAUUUCCACACAUGCGUAAGUUCGAAGUAUCAACAGAAGAGGAAACAUGAAAAGGGGAAAAGAGAAAAUGGGAAGAACUGGCAAAAUUGGAAAAAUGGACGAGAUGUGAAAAAGCUGUACACGCUUCCCUCCCUCCUCAAGAAAAGACAAGGAAAAACAAGCCAUAACUUUAAUGGGGAAACAACGGAGAAAAAAAAAAAAAAAAGAAUUACAAAGAGAAGCCAAAAGAGUUCAUCACAUAGUAGUAACACGGCAGAAGACAACAAUUCGGACUAUUUAAAAGAAGAAUCAAACAAUUCUUUCGAUACAAAUACAUCUAAAAAUACUUGGAGCCAAACAGGUUCCAAUUUUUCUACUCCCACAUAUGGGAAUCAAACUGGAAGUAGUGUCCAAGAUAGCGAUAUCCUCAAAUAUUGCUACAUGCACUCUAUCAGCAAAACACACACUAAGGAAGAAAAUAAGUCUAUGCCAACUGUGCACGUUCAUUUGCUGAGAGAUACAAAAAGAAAAAAUAACGAAAUAUGUAAGGGCACAAAAAUGGGUACAAAUGAUAACAAUGCUCAUAGUGGGAUACAAGACACUGAUGAACCCAAAGUGUACAAAAAAAUGUAUAGAAAAGGAGAAUUUUUUCUAUGGGGAAGAAACAAGAAUAAUAGUGUAAUGAAAAAUAAUAUGGAAGACCCAAACAAAUGCAUUGAAAAGAUAUAUGAUACACACCUAUGUGAAGACAAAAAAAAAGAAAAAUCUAUGCAUCACUGUUCUAUUAAAAGCAAAUUUAUAAUAGGAGUUGAUGGGAGAAAAUCCUUAGUAAGAAAAUUAGCAAACAUAAAAAUGGAAGAAAAAACAAACAACCAUAUUGAAUGCAUAUCAGUUGAUAUAUGUGCCAAAUGGAAUAUCAACAUGAGUCAUUAUCAUUUAACAUUAGUUCAAUCAGAACAUGGUUUUGUUACCUGUUUUCCCAUACUCUUUGAUAUAACAAAUAUUCAUGAACAAAAUCUUUACUGUAUUGAUCAUACAUUUGCAAAUCUCAUUAAAGCAGCUAAGGAAAAAUAUAUCUUCAAAAAGGAAGAUUCACAGACUUCUAGUUCAUCUAAAAAUAUAUUUAAUAUGAGGAUCAUGUCUCAUCCGUUUGGAGAAGCAAAAAAUGACCACGAUAAUUUAUCAUCUCUAACAAGAGAGAGGAAUAGUACUGCCCAUCAACAAAUGGACAAUCAUUUCUUCACAUCUCAAAAGGAGGAGGAAAAACAGAAAAAAAAUACUAAUACAACACAUGGAGAAUUUUCCAGCAAUUUGGAAUCACAUUCUGGGUUCCUCGAAAAAGGCAUACAGAAAAGGGAGUCCCAAAGAGGUCCCAUGACUGACGAACAAAAUGAACCCAGAACAACUGCACAUGUAGAAAAAUCAGAUGACACGAUUAAACAAAACCAGAGAGAGGAAAGAAAAGACGUGCAAAAUUCAAUACAAUACUCAAGUGAGCCAUGCAUUUGUGAAGAUAUACCAAAGUUAAAUACAUCUAAUGGGGAAAAGAUGGAUGAGGCAGUUAGGAAGAAAAUCGAUUCUGAUGAAGAAUCCAUUGGUAGCACACAAGGAUGUAUACCCAAGAAGGAAUGGAAAAAUAAUCAUGACGAACUUGGGUUGAAGCACCAAUUGAUAAAGACCAUUUCAAACGGAAUGACUCAAAAUUCAGUUACAUCAAAAGAAUACUACAUCGAAAAGAAUCCCACUGAAUGUUUCGAAAAUGGAACACUCGAAGGGAAUUCAGCUAGUCGCAUUCAUGUUGCUACACACUUGGUUGGAGCUAAAAGGGAGGAAGAUCAAGUCACACAUACUCUUAGGGAUUAUAGGCACCAUUCCUCAGAUGAGAUAAAAUGUAACGAGAAAAAUCCACAUGUAAAAGAUAAAUAUCACACUACUAUUUAUGACUCGAAGGAGAGUAAGACAAUGGGUAGAAAUAGUGACGAUGUCGUAUGGGUGAAGAAAAAAAAUGGAGAUGUUUUUACGAAUGGCGAAGGAAAUAAAAAUAUAAACAUGCAAGGUGAAAAAGGGACCUUUCCGCUGAACAAUUCACACGACAGGGAAAGUGAAAAAGCUUGGAAAAAUCCCCACGAUGAUGAUUCCAACUUUCUCAUAAGUGAUGAUGUACAAAGAAAGGAAAAGUACAUUGAGAAGGACUACACGAUUUACCAAUCCAAUGAUACCGACAGCAAUCACGAGGUGUACAUUUUCUCCGAUGCAGUAAGCAAUAACUCCUGCACAGACAUAAACAAUACUUCUCCAUUCAUCACACGAAAGGGAGGAUACAACUGGCACUUAACAAUAUGCAGGAAGGUAAACCAAAAAAAAAAAAAAAGUGAAUAUGCUUAUGAAAUGAAACAAACGCACAAACUUUGUUACGUAGAAGUAAUAGAACUGAUAGAAAAAAUAUUCCCCAAUAUAAAAUUAUUUUAUAUAUACAAUUUAAAAACUGCGAUACACAGAGAUAAAAUAUGUAAAAACUUUUAUCACGAUGGAGUAAUUUUAGCAGGGGAAUCAAACUGUUUUUACAAUCCCAUGUUUAAUAUAAGUAUUAAUUUAACAAUACAUGAUGUGUAUAACAUUGGAUGGAAAUUGAAGUAUUUAAUUGAUCAUACUCCUUCAUUUAUGCUUCUAGAAUCAUAUGAAAAGGAGAGACAAUAUAUAUGUAAAAAGGUUCUAUCAUGGAGCAUAGACAAAAUAAAUUUUUUCUUUUUACCAAAUAAUGACUCGAUUCAUUAUCUGGUUUCUUUCUUAAAUUGUUGUUCCAAAACAUUUAGAAAUUUUUCCCCUACCUGUAAUUUUUUGGAUAACAUUUAUAGAAAAACGUUUAUGUUGCAAAGUGAUUAUUACAAAUUAGACAUUAUAAAUAAUUCUGAUCAGCUUACAAAAAAACAUUUCAUAUGUGCAGAUCGGGCAAAAAAUUGUGUUCUAAAAUCUAUCACCUUCAGUAGAGGAAAUUAUCAGGAAAGUAAUACUACUGUAUGUCUUUAUGAUUACUUGAAAGGCCAUUUACAUACAUUAAUUCUCUGUAUAAACCUGCUCGACAUUGCCAAAUACUCUGCAUGCAAAUCGAUGCUUCCACAUGGGCAUCCAUUUAUAACUCCUUUUCAUUUAAAACGGAUUAAUAAAAUGAAGGAAUUUUCUAAUCACCAUGAUAAUCAUAUGCAUGAUGAUGAUGAUGCGAAUUCUAUUGACAAACUUAUGAAAAUUGCUAGGUUGACAUAUCAUACCAUGGACAAAGGAAAACAAGGUCCUUCUCUUAAGAUACUCUGGGUUGUAUGCAACGAUCAAAAAAUUGACUUUAACUCAAAACAUUCAAUUGUUAGUGAAGGAACAGAUAUUACAGCAAAUGGGAGUGAAAAUGCGAACAUACUUUCAGCAAUCCUUUCCUUUAUAUGUCCUUAUAUUCCUAAUAAGUUUUCCCAGAUACAAAAAACAUCCAUGAGUCAUAAUGCACUUAACGAACUACUUACCAAAAUAAAAGCAUCUAACCUUGGAAAACAAAUUAUCCUCUACGAUUUCUUAAACGAUUUUCAGAGACAAUUCAACAUUAAACUGGGUACCCCAAAUAGCUUCAUCUACUCUUGCAACACUACACCAGCUAUGUAUAUUUUUGUUAGACCCGACAUGCAUAUAACACACAUGAAUUAUGUUAGUGAUGAGAGUAAAAUUACGGCAUUCUUCGAUUAUCUAUACAAAUUUUAUGCCUAA